AGGUAGCCUCCAGCUCUGGUCGUGGGCUGACAUCCAGGAAGAGAGAAGUGGGCUGCUUUCCAGAAGGCAAUUACAAAAUCAUCCUACAGUAGUUAUGUAUACAAACUCUACAUACAUGUUGAGCAUGGAAUCACUGGCCAUAGCUCCAUCAGGUGUUUACCCAGCAUUCCUUUUUGGAACCCUUAUGUACUGUUUCAUUGUGUUUUGUAACGUGACGGUUUUAUCCACCAUAGCAUUGGACAGAAAGCUGCAUAAACCCAUGUUUAUCCUACUCUUCAACAUGCCUAUCAAUGACUUGAUUGGUGCUACAGCCUUCUUCCCUCAGCUGUUGGUAAGCAUCCUGGCUCAGAACAGGUCCAUCUCCUACCCUGCAUGCUACCUCCAAGCUCUGCUCGUCCACCUGUACGGAGCUGGCUCCUUAACUAUCCUGACUGGCAUGGCUUAUGACCGGUAUAUCGCAAUCUGCUGUCCACUGAGGUAUAACUCCAUCAUGAGUUCCAAUAACUUGAUGAAAAUCAUCAUUUUCACGUGGCUUUUGGUCAUUACCCUGAUUGUGGUUCUGUUGGCUCUGGUCACUCGCUUCAAGAUCUGCAGAACAACAAUAGUGGACAUUUAUUGUAACAAUCCGUCAUUGGUGAGGCUCAUUUGUGAUGACACACGUAUAAACAACUACUAUGGGUUGUUGAUAAUAGCUGUCUUUCAGGGUGUAUCGUUGAUAGUGGUUAUAUUUACAUAUAUCCAGAUCCUGCUCAGCUGUGUCAUGAAUAAGUCAUCUGAUGCCCGGAGCAAGGCCAUUCAGACAUGUGGUACACAUCUUGUAGUGUUCUUAUUCUUAGAGUUCAACGCCUGCUUUAGCCUGAUAGCUCAUCGAUUUGAGCAAGUAGCCCCUUCCUUGAGGAGGGCUUUUGGAGUGUCAGUUAUGGUGUUCCCUCCCAUUCUCAAUCCCCUCAUAUAUGGUCUAAAAACUAAAGAAAUUCGACAAAAUGUUCUGGGUUUCUACAAACGGAAGGUAUCUUCAGUUAAAUGAGAAUAAAUACUGUACAUGAGUCUGUAUAAUACAUGGCAUGGGCUUUCGACAGUUUUUAAGGCCUUCCCAAUAAAAUAAAGAAAUUCUCCUUUGUAAAUCAGUCAAUGAAUAUUAGAGUUGUGUUCCGUCUUUUUGUGCAA
Molecule: messenger RNA, 1167 nt
Organism: Oncorhynchus nerka (sockeye salmon)
Lineage: Eukaryota; Metazoa; Chordata; Actinopteri; Salmoniformes; Salmonidae
Product: putative gustatory receptor clone PTE03
Exons: 2
Coding region: 95-1027 (310 amino acids)
Biological process (GO): detection of chemical stimulus involved in sensory perception of smell; G protein-coupled receptor signaling pathway
Cellular component (GO): membrane
Molecular function (GO): olfactory receptor activity; odorant binding; G protein-coupled receptor activity
Source: RefSeq, a predicted model, not a curated record